Molecule: messenger RNA, 678 nt
Organism: Trichomonas vaginalis G3
Lineage: Eukaryota; Parabasalia; Trichomonadida; Trichomonadidae
Exons: 1
Coding region: 1-678 (225 amino acids)
Source: RefSeq, a predicted model, not a curated record
AUGUCUGAUAAAGUAGUUCCAUCAAUGCAAGAUGAUUUUACUUUAAUGACAACAGAGAGAAAUGAAAUGAAUGCAAAAGCAGGGAAAUUAAUAAUUAAUUUAAAAAAAGAAACAAAAAUUUUCAAUGAUAUAAAUCAAAAGUUGACAGAUGAAAAGAAUUCACUUACAGAUGAAAACAAAAAACUUCAAGAAGACAAAACUACAUUAACUAAUCAGGUAAAUGAAUUAACUACUAAGAUAAAACAAUUGGAAGCAAUUGAAGGUGAAACAAAAUUUUAUUACCGUGUGCCAUUUGAUGGAAUUACUAAACAUUUUGGAAAUUACGAAAAGAAGAUAGAGGUGGAAAACGGAAGAGAUUCAUGGACGUAUGAUUUCAAAAAUAUGAGAGUUUCAAUUCAAGGAUUUUCAAUAAGUUUUAGAAUUAGUAGUGGAAAUGAUAUAUCAGCUGAGGGUUCCUAUGAAAUAUUUGCUAGCAACGAUAUGUCUUCCUGGGAAAAAAUCAGGGAAAUCAAAUUUUCUGGACAAAAUGAAACACGUUCUUUUAGUAAUAAUGUACCAAUUACUCCAUUCUACCGAUAUAUAAGAAUAAAACAGAGAUAUGUUUCAUGUUAUUAUCCAUCUUCAGCAUCGUUAACAGAUUUCGAAAUUUUUGGCUCAAUUGAUAAUCUCAAUCAUUAG